Messenger RNA from Amoebophrya sp. A120, 639 nucleotides. The record is from the annotation of a GenBank genome assembly. NCBI's taxonomy places the organism in Eukaryota, Dinophyceae, Syndiniales, Amoebophryaceae.
UCGGUCCCGUGAUUUUUUACUCUGAGAAGUAAAGCCGCUCCUGUUUUUUUGACACCGUAUGACUAGCGCUUUGAGUAGUUUGUUACUUGUUCACUAAACUGAUUCAAACAUAGCAACGACAAAAUGGAUCCGGCCAUGAUAGACCAGCUUUCGCCGAAGGAUCGGCAGCUGGUUUUGGCGCAGAUGAACGACAUGCAAGUGGCGGAGUCGAUGAACACGUACUUAAUUAUUUGCGGAACACUUUUGGUUUUGCAAAAUGAAAACCAACUGAAAAAAGUUGUAGCGAAACCGUAUCAUGAAAAGCGUUGAUGUAUCAUGUUGGGUAAUUUUGUGCAAACCAAAACCAACCCCCAAAAGGUACAACAACCUUGUAGAGAGGUGUUUCGGCGAAUGUGUGAACACCUUCCGAUCCAAAGCCCUUGACGACGCGGAGGAGGGGUGCGCAAAGCGGUGCGUGCAGAAGUUUAUGUCCUACUCACAACGCGUAGCGCAGCGAUUCGCGGAAAAGAACGCUGCGGUUGCAGGAUUAAAGUGAGAUAGUGUGAGAUCUUCGAUGUGAGGAAUGAAGGAAAAGCGAACGCAUGCUGCAUAUCCAAAUAAAAAUCGGGAUACAACUGCGACGGUAGUCAAUGGUGAAUA